AUGUCAAAAUCUUACCUAGAAGCAUUUCGGGAGUCAAAAGGUGCAGAUUCUCGUAGCAGAGCGCUCUUGGAAGCCUUGACACAUGCGUUAGACACCAACAACGGAGCUGAGGCCAGGAGACUAGUUGCGGACUUCAAUGAUUCGUAUGGAUCGCUAGUGGCGAUGGAUUACGAUGGUUAUAUACCUCCGGAUCCUAAAGAAUCGGCCAAUAGUCAGCCGAAUCUUCAGGCCCAAGAAAGUCAGAAGAGUGCAACUCAGGACCUUGCACAACAGAAGCCCAUGAGUUCGAGGUUGAUGGACUCUAGUCAACUACUAGCGUCGAUCUCCGGGUCGUUACUUUUAACGGCCAAGAACCUCAAUCGAUUGGUGCUCGGUCAGGCGGAAAUCCUCCUGUUGAGGUGA
Molecule: messenger RNA, 402 nt
Organism: Melampsora larici-populina 98AG31
Lineage: Eukaryota; Fungi; Basidiomycota; Pucciniomycetes; Pucciniales; Melampsoraceae
Exons: 2
Coding region: 1-402 (133 amino acids)
Source: RefSeq, a predicted model, not a curated record